Molecule: messenger RNA, 1500 nt
Organism: Schistocerca nitens (vagrant locust)
Lineage: Eukaryota; Metazoa; Arthropoda; Insecta; Orthoptera; Acrididae
Product: ankyrin repeat and protein kinase domain-containing protein 1-like
Exons: 2
Coding region: 126-1124 (332 amino acids)
Molecular function (GO): protein binding
Source: RefSeq, a predicted model, not a curated record
CGCGAAAAUGUAUCAGUCUGCGACCAGCUGUCGGCGAGUGCGUGCAGAUCUGACUCCUCCUCCGCGGAUUGUGUUCUUAAUUCAGCCAUACAGCAGGGACGAGUCUGACAGCUUACAACAACAUCAUGGGUUUGAGUCUCCACAAGGCAGCAGCGUCUGGGGACGUGAGAGAACUCCAGGGCUUGCUGGAUUCAGGGGUUGAUGUUAACCACGAAGACCAGCAGAGGCAGACAGCACUCCACAAGGCUGCGGAGAGAGGCCACGAGGAGGCCGUCGUGCUGUUACUGAGAGCUGGCGCAGAUCCCAGUCUCUGCAACAACUGGGGGAGGACGCCACUGCACCUGGCGGCCAGGGAGGGCCACGAGCGUGCUCUCAGGUUCCUGAUCAGGGCCGGGGCAGCCAUCAAUGCGGUCGACUCGUGGCAGCGCUCUCCUCUCCACCUGGCAGCCAUAAACGGCCAUGAAAAGUGUGUCAGGCGCCUGCUGAAGGCAGGGGCCGACGCCGAGGUCGCUGACAACUGGGGGAGGACGGCUCUGCACAUGGCGGCGAAGGACGGGCGCGAACCCACCGUGUGGUGGCUCCUGCACUGCGGGGCAGACUCCGGUGCUGCAGACAGCUGGGGAAGGACAGCGUUGCACCUGGCAGCCAAGCAAGGCCACGAGCAGACGGUGAGGUGCCUCCUCCACAUGCGUGCCAACCAUAGCCCUCGCGACAGCUGGCAGCGGACUCCACUCCACCUGGCAGCCAAGAAUGGCCACGUGGAGUGUGGGAAAUGCCUGCUGUCGGCGAGGGCCGACCUCGGCGCCGUCGACAACUGGCAGCGAACGCCUCUCCACCUGGCAGCGAAGAAAGGCUCUGGGCAGAGCAUCCCCUGGCUGGUCCGAUCCGGGGCCAAUGUUAAUGCGAGGGAUGGUUGGCAGAGGACGCCUCUGCAUCUGGCAGUAAUAAAUGGCAAAGAUAUGGCUGUCUUGAACCUCCUGUGCAUGGGAGCUGAUGCUACAUUGUGGGAUAGGUGGCAGAGUACACCUUUGGACUUGGCAACUGCCAAUCGUGAUGAAGUCCUCAUUAGGAUGUUGAUGUAUGCACAAGGAAACGCUGGAAUCUGCGCUAUGGAUCACAAUUAACAUGCUUUUAACAGGGAUAACAUAAUGACUGUGAGACCACAGAGACGAUCUAUGCAGUUUUCCAUAGUCUAAGAACAUCCAGUGUAAGUCUCCCUGUCAGUGCAGAGAUGAAUUGAUUCUCCAGUGCUGACAGGGCAAGGUCAUACGAUUUUCAAUAGCGCAUCUCACACUGUUGCACCAUGGUUUUGAAAAACAAGCUUCAGCUGAAAAAUAAAAUGUAUGCACAGCUAGACAUUAUUAUCACUUUUCAGAAGAAUGUUCCUUGGCUAUCGAAAAGAUCUACACACAAAACCCUUCAUUGCAAUGAACACAUUUAUAAACGUCCAUCCACAAAAAUUCGUCGCUCUUAUAUCAAUGUACUUAAGGUAAAAAAGAA